Messenger RNA from Colletotrichum phormii, 748 nucleotides. RefSeq names its product 40S ribosomal protein S20. The coding region runs from base 182 to 529 and encodes 115 amino acids. Gene Ontology annotation, cellular component: ribosome; cytosolic small ribosomal subunit. Lineage: Eukaryota; Fungi; Ascomycota; Sordariomycetes; Glomerellales; Glomerellaceae. The record is from RefSeq and is a predicted model, not a curated record. Gene Ontology annotation, molecular function: RNA binding; structural constituent of ribosome. The transcript is spliced from 2 exons. Gene Ontology annotation, biological process: translation.
CACGAAAAAAAGUUCGCGAUCGCAAUUCUUUCCGUCCGCAAGCUCACCAGCCGACAAGAUCAUCAGCCUUCAUCACUUUGCCGCAACCAAGCCGUUCGAGUCGUGAAGGAAAUUCAAUCUCUCCCUAACCUACCACCAAAACCCAACAACCGAACCUCUUCGUUCAACAACAACCUUCAAAAUGUCUUACAACAAGGACAAGGACUUCGGCGAGGCGCCCAAGACGCACAAGAUCCGCAUCACCCUCUCCUCCCGCAAGGUCCAGUCCCUCGAGAAGGUCAGCGCCGAGCUCAUUGAGCGCGCCAAGUCAAAGGACCUCCGCGUCUCCGGCCCCGUUCGCCUGCCCACCAAGACCCUCAAGGUCACCACCCGCAAGACCCCUUGCGGUGAGGGUUCCAAGACCUGGGAUUGCUUCGAGAUGCGCAUCCACAAGCGUCUCAUUGACCUCAACGCCCCCACCGAGAUCGUCAAGCAGAUCAUCAUCAACAUCGAGGCCGGUGUCGAGGUCGAGGUCACCAUUGCCGCAUAAGCGAAUUGGAAAACCACGGCCCGAAAAAAAAAAUGUUGUAAAGACGAGUUGUUGUAGGAGGGACGAAAUGGUAUGGGCUUCGGACUUGGGAAUGCUGCGUUGCUGAAGCUCACGACCAGAGAGAGGGCCGAAAGGUUUUGACCUCGGCGCGUAGUUAUGCGAAGGCGGCGGGACGAGUGAGGCGGUCUAGAUACCACCCGAAUCAACUGAUGAUCCCCC